AUGAGAGAUGCCAUUAAGGAAAUGAACGAUCAUGGUCAGAAAAAUAUUGGGUUCCAAUGCUUUGUUCAUGGUCUGGAUUGUGAUACUGAUGCAAAGUGUCUUCCGAGUGAAUUUUCCGUGUUUGGCGAAAUCAUUUACGAUCAUGAGACUGUAAUAUCGAAGGGAUUUGGAUUUGUUACCUACAAGGACGAGACAUCAAUGAGAGAUGUCAUUAUGCUUAUGGACGGUGAUGAGAUCGAUGGUUGCUACAUCAAUGUGGAAGAAGCUCGUAGAAGAAAUGGGUUCUUCCAUUCAUCACUGUAG
Molecule: messenger RNA, 303 nt
Organism: Arabis nemorensis
Lineage: Eukaryota; Viridiplantae; Streptophyta; Magnoliopsida; Brassicales; Brassicaceae
Source: the annotation of a GenBank genome assembly